UAGGGAGGCAUCACGGCGCGGUACACGAGAGUCGGCCUAACCUCGAAGACGUCGUCGUCGACGCAACUCGCAUAUGUACGUGUGAAAAUAUAUUCCCAGCUCGCGUCGACGACGAAGUAUGAUCGUUUGGGAGAGGCUACGUAAUCCGUGCGGUUGGCGCGCGGGUGCCAAACAGAUUUCCGUAGACGCAAUGCUGCCGCUGCUGGUGGUGCCGACCUUGGCGAUAAUCGCCGCCCAAGCCGUUCUUUGCACGGUUGUCGUGUUCCUGGCGACACCAGUUCUUGUCUAUUAUCUACAUCACAAUUUUCUUAGAUUCUUAUUGCGCACCAAGUUCUUCCUUAUGUGGACGAUCACAAGCAUCCUGAUGCUUAUGUUGGUGUUUGAAUUGAGCGUUGUGCCGCUGUUGGAGAUCCUGCCCGAGGAAAAUUUGCUAUUUAUGGUCUGCGUAGUCGGCGGCAUAUGGUGCGGCUAUAGAGCCAAAUUAAAUGCUGAUUCUGCAGCACAGGAAGGCGCCAUCAAUAUGCAGGGUUUGGAAUUGGGCGAAGGCAGUGGGGAUCUCUGUACUAUGUGCAGAAGAAGGGCGCCACCAAAAGCUCAUCACUGCCGUUUGUGUCAGACUUGUAUACUUAACAGGGAAUAUCAUUGCAAAUGGCUGGAUUGUUGCAUAGGUUCCAGUAACUUAAGAUGGUACUUAGGUUGUUUAUUCUUUUCCGCAAUUGCUUUCAUCUAUGGUUCUAACUUAACUAUGACUAGCGUUUGUCAUCCAUUUAUACUUAUCGGAACCAUACUUCUACCAGAUGAUUGCAGUGAUGUGUAUCAUCAACUGGACAUCGCUCUUUGCUUCAUCUCUGCUCUCUACAGCCUCAUCGUCGGCUUAGUGCUUCUUGGUUAUCUCAUAUACCAUCUAUGGCUGCUUUCCCUUGGCACGACAUCGAACGAACGACGAUUGAACGCCGGCAGUCAGUAUGACCAUGGAAUGUUAAAAAAUGUAUCGCGGUUAUUUUGCUGCAAAACCUAGAGGUAUUCGUAAACUAGGUUAUUGAAUUUACUUUGCGCAAUGUACGUACUGUACUAUUUGCAAAGAGUAUAAUGAAAUCAAAUUCGACAAAUUAGAUAACGUUAAGGCCAAAAGAUUUGCCAUGGCGUCAAGUUCACUUUGGCAUUUGUCAAGUCACGCGUUGAUGGUGGUGUAAUUUAAAAGAUGAUUGGGAAUAUAGCUAUUAAUAUCGGUUUGAUUACUCACUCCAUUUCUAUUUAAUGUAUUCUAAUAUUUAUAUGUUUAACAAUUCAUAACAUAUGGUAAGUACAACACAUACGCUUUUCUCCUAACGUUGUACUUGUAAAAUCAUGUUCACAUAUCAUGCAGUACCGAUUCCCAUUACUCACCAUUAUCUUCAAUGUAUCAUUGUGCAUAACAUUUGUAUAUUUAUUGUAACUGUGAUAACGUGGCCAUUGUACGAG
This is a messenger RNA of Linepithema humile (Argentine ant), 1461 nucleotides long. It is a transcript of the gene GABPI, whose product is annotated as zinc finger DHHC-type palmitoyltransferase GABPI. Lineage: Eukaryota; Metazoa; Arthropoda; Insecta; Hymenoptera; Formicidae. Gene Ontology annotation, molecular function: protein-cysteine S-palmitoyltransferase activity. The record is from RefSeq and is a predicted model, not a curated record. Gene Ontology annotation, cellular component: Golgi apparatus; endoplasmic reticulum. Gene Ontology annotation, biological process: protein targeting to membrane; peptidyl-L-cysteine S-palmitoylation.